Messenger RNA from Colletotrichum godetiae, 1480 nucleotides. RefSeq names its product family 10 glycosyl hydrolase. Gene Ontology annotation, molecular function: hydrolase activity, hydrolyzing O-glycosyl compounds. Gene Ontology annotation, biological process: carbohydrate metabolic process. The record is from RefSeq and is a predicted model, not a curated record. NCBI's taxonomy places the organism in Eukaryota, Fungi, Ascomycota, Sordariomycetes, Glomerellales, Glomerellaceae. The transcript has 3 exons. Bases 308 to 1363 code for a protein of 351 amino acids.
UCGGGCUGGAAAGAGAGAAACGGGAGGCCCGGACUGCGAGCCUCCGCGCCGAACGGAAACUAAUAAGUUGACAAGUUUCCCCCAAAGGGCGAGCAUCACACCCACAUACGCGCUUUGCUUGAAUUGAUUCCCUCUUCAAGAGUGUUUUAUUUUCAUUCCCAGUCAUUCCUUUUUCAGACACUCAUUCUAGACCAAACUUGCCCAUAGACACUCGUUGUAGAAACACAACACCCGCGCCAGUUUGGAUAAGGCAACAAUUCAAUAUCCACCAUCACCAAAAGAAGAAGAAAAGAAAAAAAAAAACACCAUGAAGCUCUCCCUCCCCCUCCUCCUAGCCCCCCUCGCCGUCCUCGGCCUCCCCACCACCGACAACACGGCAUCGCCCUCUCACCACGCCGCCCGCGGCACGGGGCCGCACGCCCACCACGCCGCCGCCCACCUCCUCACCCGCCAAUCCCCAACCAGCAUCGACAAGCUCUUCAAAGCAAAGGGGAAACUCUACAUUGGCGUCUCGGGCGACAACGGCAUCAUGCAGCAGGGUAAGACCGCCGCCGUCAUCCAGCAGAAUUUCGGCCAGGUGACGCCCGAGUACUCCAUGAAGUGGGACGCCACAGAGCCCACGCGGGGCAACUUUGAUUUCACAAACUCGGAUUUCCUCGUCAACUUUGCGCAGAAGAAUGGCAAGAGCGUGAGGGGGCAUACCUUGCUCUGGCAUCAGGCUUUGCCGGCGUGGGUGUCGGCCAUCAAGGACAAGGCGACCAUGACCAAGGUGAUUGAGACGCACGUCAAGACGAUUGUGGGAAAGUACAAGGGCAAGAUCAGGUCUUGGGACGUCGUUAACGAAGUCUUCAACGACAACGGCACGAUGCGCAGCACAGCCUUCUCCAACGUCCUGGGCGAAGCCUACAUCGGCAUCGCCUUCCGCGCCGCGCGCCUCGCGGAUCCCGCGGCGAAGCUGUACAUUAACGAAUACAACCUCGACAACGCCGGCUGGGGCAAGGUCACGGCCUUGGUGAGCAAGGUGAACCAGUGGAUCGGGCAGGGUAUCCCCAUUGAUGGCAUUGGCUCCCAAGCCCACCUGGCAGCAAACAUGUCAGGCAACAUCCAAGCCGCCCUCGAAGUCCUCGCCCGCUCCCGCGCCUCCGAAAUCGCAAUCACCGAGCUCGACAUCCCCGGCGCGCCGCCCAAUGACUACGCCACCGUCGUGGCCGCCUGCCUCAACGUGCCCAAGUGCAAGGGCGUCACCGUCUGGGGCGUCAGCGACAAGCAGUCGUGGAUGGCCACCGCCAAGCCCCUGCUGUUUGACGAGAACUGGAACCCCAAGCCUGCGUAUAACGCCAUUGCUGCGAGGUUGCGUAAGUGAGGGCGAACCUCAGGGGAAGCAAGAGAUUGAGGAUUGGUAUCAACCGUAGGAUUGGUAUUUGUAUUAGAAAGCUCUGUUAUAUACCUGAUACAUAAAACGAGACUGUGCUCUCCAAGC